Molecule: messenger RNA, 267 nt
Organism: Caenorhabditis remanei
Lineage: Eukaryota; Metazoa; Nematoda; Chromadorea; Rhabditida; Rhabditidae
Exons: 2
Coding region: 1-267 (88 amino acids)
Source: RefSeq, a predicted model, not a curated record
AUGGACUGCCAAAUCGGAUCCCGUCGUUGCGCCACUUGGGACGAAAUCGAAGACGCUCCUCAGAUCAAGAGACUUCGAGAGGACAAAGUGCAGGAGAAUGUCCCUCAACAAGCCAUUCAACAACCUGCCACCACUCAACAACAACAACAACAAUCUCCACAACAAACCACCCAAGCGCCAGCCCAGCAGCCGAAAUUCUACAUCUCGGCACCAAUUCAAGGAUACACCGUGGAUAAUCAAGGCGGGUGCCGUUAUUUGUUCUUCUAA